GCAACACAUUCCAAUGAACCGUUUGUUAUAUUUAUCGGCACUUUUUGUUGUCGCCUUCGCAGAAGACUCGGAAAAUGGUACAAUUGUGUCAGCGACCCCGAUGUGCAUAGAAUAUGCAGAUUGUGUUCACAAAGCACAACAGAAGGCCGAGGAGUGUCACGUUUUGGAGAAUAACACCGAGACCACAAACGGAAAGAAAGGAGUGUGCACCGAAGCGAAACGAAUUCAUUUGGAAAUCAGAUCUAUUCACGAUCAGAUGUCCGACGAAAUCGAAACAUGUGUCCGUGGAAAAGCAGACAGUGUCGUCGGAUUGAACGAAAAGAAAAACGAAAGAUGCCAAGCUAUUCUCAAGAAAAACGCGAAAAGAGCUGCAAUUGAGCCGCAGAAAAGAAGAUCCAAGAAGGAAAAGAACAGUCUGAAAGCUGCAGCAAGAACAUGCAACAAAGAGGCUCGCCGACUCAAAAGCCAAUGUGCUCGACUUGCCAAGUGCUGCCCGGCAGUUAGAGUGUGCCAUCGAAAUGAGGACAAGACUGAGCUGGAGGAGAAGAAGAAGCUAUUGAAAGAGGCAACCAAGGAUUGUGCAACAAAUGGGAAGAAGGGCGUGAAAAAGACUGGAAAACGAGUUGGAGAGGAUCGGGAGCGAGAAGGAAAGAAGGCUAAAGGAGAUAAUAAGAAGACAGGAGGAAUUGGAAAAUCAUUGGAAAGAGCUGCGAAUAAGAAGAAGGAGACACCGAUUGGAGGAAAGAAGUUGGCUGCAGCACUCGAUGAUAUGCAUUCUUAAACUGUUUUCUUUUGAAAGUGGAGUAUCGUCGGCGGAAAACUUAAAAUUAAUAUUAAAGGCACUCCUAUAGUGCUAUAAGGCCCAAAUAUCAUAGUUAGAAUUUUCAAAACAAAUUUAAAAAUGCUUAAAAUUAUAGUCAAAAAGUCGUGGAUCCUCAGUUUCUCCUUUCAUUUUUGUUUUGAAGUCGAUCAAAAAAAAGCUAAAAAAUAAUCUAAAAUCUCACAUUUGUUAAAAAAUUUUGUGGUUUACCAAAUAUUUAAUUAAACAUCCUUUAAAAUUCAAAAAUUAUAGUUUAUUUUACCAUGGUAUUCGGCCAUGUUGAACUAUACUUGCACAUCCAUUUCUCUACUUUGACGGCUUAUAACUCGGUUAUCUUUGGGUUUAUUAAAAAAUUGUCAACUGACAAAAAACGUGCAAAAUGUAUUUCUACAUUUUUUUAGUAGAACAUUUUUUGAUAAAUCUAAAAACAACUGAGUUAUAAACCGUCAAAGUAGUCUCCGCUCACAAUGCUCCACCUUUAACUUCACAACUUUUUCAACAUUCCAAAUGCGGCUAAAGUUGUGGUGUCAAGAUAUUAGUUUUAUGAUUACUCCUGUUUAAGUUAAUUUCUUCUGAUUUCUUCCUAUUUUUCCAAUUUCCCUCCCCCAAGUCUUCUUCUUCCCCUAAUGUUGUGACCCCCCACCAUUUUCUCUUUUUGUCUCCUGCUCCUAGGCAUCUUGUCCACCUUAAACAAAAACAUUUACAGCUUUUUCUCUCUUGAUCUCAGAAAUGUUUAUUUGCAUUGUUUUUUUUUCUGGAAACGACGAAUAAAGAAUCA
Caenorhabditis elegans is the source of this 1598-nucleotide messenger RNA. It is a transcript of the gene Y47A7.2, whose product is annotated as Venom polypeptide. The transcript has 6 exons. The coding region runs from base 14 to 781 and encodes 255 amino acids. Lineage: Eukaryota; Metazoa; Nematoda; Chromadorea; Rhabditida; Rhabditidae. The record is from RefSeq and is marked reviewed.